GGCGUAUCCAGCCAGGAACCAGUGAGGGGUUACGAACAGCAGCAACAAAAGGACAACAGUAACCGGGCCACGAAUUAUGACGUUUCUGAUUUCAAGGUGGUACAACACAACGAAAAAUAGGCAGAAUUUGGCAUGUUUACAGUCGUUUAAAGGUAAACGGUAGCUAGUUGUUGUCAUUGGAUUCCGAAUACUCUUUCAUUGCAUCGGAUUAAAAGUGAAGGAAGCGUAUCCAAUUUCGCCAUUUUUUGAUAUCCAACUAACGCCAACAAGACGAUGGCAACUGUGUUGUACAGGAGAACCAAACUGGCAACGUAUCUCCCCGGCCUGAAUGCUUUGGUACAGCAUAUUGCCAGCACCAUGGGCUUUGCUACUCAUGGAUCCUAUGGCUCUGUGGCAAUGGCCACUUGCAUCAAUGGACCACUUCCAUUGUGGCAUGAUGAGACCAAUGGAUUUUUUGAUGUCAGGGACCAUCUCUACCAAAUGCCCGAUAAUUUGGGGUUUGAAUGCCAUUCGCAGGUUUCGGAACCAAAGACAACAAUGAUAAAAAAGAAGGUGCCUGAUUUAUUGCUGACCCCAUCGAGGCCCGAAAAAUAUAUGCCUGGACUGCCUAGCAAAGAAUUUUUCGAUGAGUCAACCACAAAUCGCAAGAUCAAUAAAGAAAACCAGGAUUUUGACAACUCAUGUGUGGAGUGUCUCACCCAGUCAUGCCCUGAAAAACUAAUGCAAGACCUGCAGUACCUGUUUCCUGAGGCUCCAGCCUCUCAUGUGACUGUGGUCACAGUGACUCAAAAGACCAUGAAUGAUAUGACCACAUGGUGUUCUGCUGUGGAAGAAGAAAGAGAUCACAUGCUUGAGAAGUUUAUAGAUGGAGCAAAAGAGAUCUGCAUUAUUCUGCAAAGAGAGGGAUUCUGGGCCGACUUCAUAGAUCCUUCUUCAGGCCUGGCGUUUUUUGGACCUUACACAAACAACACAUUAUUUGAAACAGACGACAGAUACCGUCUUCUGGGCUUUCAGAUCGAAGACCUGGGUUGCUGUAGAGUUAUUCGACAUCCUUUGUGGGGAGCACAUGCCAUUGUGGGACUAAUAUUUACCAAUGCACCACCCAGCAGCCGUAUCAUAGAGAAUGUUCAGGGCUUUUAAACAGAAGCCCAGAGGCUUGCUUGCAAUCCAAAUGUUCUUUGGUAUGAAUAUAUUUCCAGUCUACAUGUUGGCAGGAAUAAUUACUGGAAUGCUUGCGACAUAUUGAAAAAUGCAAGAGGUUUACCUACUACUGUUUGACAAUAAAAUCUCAAACAAAAAGA
This is a messenger RNA of Syngnathoides biaculeatus (alligator pipefish), 1301 nucleotides long. RefSeq names its product cobalamin trafficking protein CblD-like. Gene Ontology annotation, cellular component: mitochondrion. Gene Ontology annotation, biological process: cobalamin metabolic process. Lineage: Eukaryota; Metazoa; Chordata; Actinopteri; Syngnathiformes; Syngnathidae. The record is from RefSeq and is a predicted model, not a curated record. The transcript has 8 exons. The coding region runs from base 274 to 1140 and encodes 288 amino acids.